Raphanus sativus (radish) is the source of this 1804-nucleotide messenger RNA. RefSeq lists its product as uncharacterized. Bases 122 to 1624 code for a protein of 500 amino acids. Lineage: Eukaryota; Viridiplantae; Streptophyta; Magnoliopsida; Brassicales; Brassicaceae. The record is from RefSeq and is a predicted model, not a curated record. The transcript has 9 exons.
ACAAAUGGUGAAGUCUGAGACUGCUUCACUCAUCUAACCGAAAUACAGUUUUCGAUUCGAACCCCCUUUGUUACUAUCUCAUUCAUUUGCUUCGAAAACCCUAAUUUGGAUCUCGAAAUCGAUGGAGGAAGAUGACAAACAAUCGCACGAGGAGGGGGAGAAAGAACCGAUUCAGAGAGAGGAAUCGCCGCCUCAGAACGCCGGUGGAUGGGGAUGGGGGUUUUCCGGCUUCUCCGUGCUCUCCGAUCUUCAGAAAGCUGCCCAGGAUAUAUCUCGCAAUGCUGCAGCAGUGGCGGAGAAAGCAGCGAAAAGCAUUGCGGAUAUGCAGGAAGGCGAUGAAGACUCGGAAUCUUCUGCCAAGGAAGAAGAGAAGGGUGAUGAUACAGAGCAGGAUAGUGAUGAUGAUGAUGAUGAUGAGAGUCACAAGUUAAAGAAGUUGGCUUUAGCUAAGUUGGAGGAUGCAAGUGAAGAGUCACUUCUUAGCCAGGGUUUGAAGGUUUUAGAUGAUUCAGUGGAGAGUUUUACUUCUGGAGCUUGGCUGGCACUAGGGAAUGCAUUAAAAGGAGGCACUAGUUUGGUGCAAAAGCUUGAAAACAGUGUCCAGCAAGGUUCUUCGCCUAGGGAAGCUGGAUCUGAUGCUCCGUCUCUAUUGGAGACGGGAAAAGCAUUAACUGCCAAAGGAAUGCAAGUUCUUGAGUUUGUGGGCAAGGAGACUAUGGAUUUGUUGAUUACAGAGACUGGUCUUGGAGUUGACAAGAACGGGGAAGGCUUUAAGGAUCAAACUAUUGAGGAAGUGACAUUUGAUCGAUGCUUUUACAUUUAUGGUGGUCCUGAGCAGCUUGAGGAACUGGAAGCAUUGUCAAGCCACUAUACUCUGUUGUUCAACAGGAGAAAGGGGAAACUGUCACAAGAUGAGAAAUCGAUGUAUGACGAGAAGCUCAAACAGAUCCAGCAGCUGUUUAGCUUCGCUGCUGAAAUGAAUGAAAUUAAAGUAGAGUCUGACAAAGGGAAGAAAAUAGAUACCGAAACUGAAGGCAGUGAUGAUGACAUGAAGAAUUUACAUAACUCGAGCGUCAGCCAAGCUGCUGAUAUGGCUGCUGGGUUCACAAACGCUUUAACUGGACUAAGCAUAAACGAUAUGAUCCAGCGGACUGGUGGCAGGCUUGAAUCUCUUCACUCAGAAGGAGUUCAUAGACUUUCAGAGAUGUGCUGUUUUGCAGUUACUCAUCUACUUAUUCUCGGUAAGUCCAUGAUAUCUCAUGCCAACAAAGUUCAGGAUGAAGACACCGAAGCUCUGAAAAUCGAGUGGCCAGAGGAUCCUACUGAAAAAGCUAAGCUGAUUAAAGGCAAAGCAGAAUCGAUGGCUGGAUACGUUGAAGCAGUUUCCAACAGUUUUAUAACAGGUAUAUCAGAUGUAUCUGAAACAUACUCAGCUGCGAUCAAAGGAGCUUCCACUGAUGAUGAUUCCAAAGAUAAUCUACUGAAAACAUCAACCAUGGAGGAAAAGGCAAACACUUUUAAUGAUAGUCUUCGCUCCGACCAAACCACAGCCAUCACAAAGAUCCAGGAAGGACUUCAGUACCUAUCCUAUGUCGUGAUAUCUACCUCAAUGCCCUCUUCUUAAUAUAAUAAGAGAGUCGGAUUGUUCUUAUUCAGUUAUUUGUAUGUUUCCUUCUUUCUUUGUAGAUAUUGUCUGUUUUGCUAGUUGAUCUUAUGGUCUGUUUGCUUCAACUUUAGUCCUACUUCUAUGUUGUUUGGAUCUUUGAAAAGUUUGAUAAAAUCUGGAAACCAAACAUUAAAACAA